Planococcus citri (citrus mealybug) is the source of this 805-nucleotide messenger RNA. Its product is annotated as histone H2A. Gene Ontology annotation, cellular component: nucleosome; chromatin. Gene Ontology annotation, molecular function: DNA binding; protein heterodimerization activity; structural constituent of chromatin. The record is from RefSeq and is a predicted model, not a curated record. The transcript has a single exon. Gene Ontology annotation, biological process: heterochromatin formation. Lineage: Eukaryota; Metazoa; Arthropoda; Insecta; Hemiptera; Pseudococcidae. Bases 386 to 760 code for a protein of 124 amino acids.
CAGAAUUCUAAUUGAUACGACACAAUGUGAUUGCAAAUUCAUGAAGUAUUUUACGUAAUAAUAUUCGUAAUGAAUGGAAAACUAAUUCAUCAAUUUAUAUCUUGUAACAAAAGUAAUCGAAACAAAUUAUGUAUCGCUCAAAAAAACAAGUUCGUAAAACACUUUCAUACGUAUAACAUUACUAGUACUUAACGUUGUUUCAUAAAAGAGCGAUUUCAACCAAUGAGAUCUCGGUAAAUGAAAUGAACGAAAUACUCGCUUGUGAUUGGUUGUAAAAUUUUAACAUUUUUGAUAUAUAAGCUACGGUGUCCUAGAAGGUGUUAUUAUUCAGUAUUCGUACAUUCUAGUUCUUCUGUAUUUGUUAACGUGUUUAAUCUCAAGAAUCAUGUCUGGUCGUGGUAAAGGCGGUAAAGUCAAGGGAAAGUCAAAGACCCGUUCUUCCCGUGCUGGUUUGCAGUUCCCGGUUGGUCGUAUCCAUCGUUUGCUCCGGAAAGGAAAUUACGCUGAACGUGUCGGAGGCGGUGCUCCAGUAUACUUGGCUGCCGUUAUGGAAUAUUUGGCCGCUGAAGUUUUGGAGUUGGCAGGUAAUGCCGCUCGUGAUAACAAGAAAACUCGUAUUAUUCCGAGGCAUUUGCAAUUGGCCAUCAGAAACGACGAAGAAUUGAACAAAUUGUUGUCCGGUGUCACCAUUGCUCAAGGUGGUGUCCUCCCGAACAUUCAAGCUGUUCUUUUACCGAAGAAAACCGAGAAGAAAGCUUAAGCUUUCCAUCAUUAUCUAAAACGGCCCUUUUCAGGGCCAACAAAA